AUGGCCACUCGGUUUCGGCCUUGUAUCGACCUUCACGAUGGAAAGGUCAAGCAGAUAGUAGGGGGCACUCUCACGGAUCAUGAAUCUGAAGGACUGAAGACGAACUUCGUCUCGACCAAGUCCCCCGGCGAGUUCGCGCGACUAUAUCACGACAAUGGAUUAGAAGGUGGUCAUGUCAUAAUGCUUGGUAAGGGGAACGAAGAGGCUGCUAUGGAUGCUCUCAAAGCUUGGCCUGGGGGUUUGCAGGUCGGGGGAGGCAUAAACGAGGCAAACGCGUCGAAAUGGAUCGAAGCUGGUGCAAGCAAGGUUAUCAUCACAUCGUACCUAUUCCCGAAUGGCAAAUUCUCUCUGGAUCAUCUCAAAGCCAUAUCGACAUUGGUCGGCAAAGAACGACUAGUGGUAGACGUGAGUUGUCGGCGGCGGGAUGACAAGUGGAUAGUAGCCAUGAAUAAAUGGCAGGACCCAACAGACAUGGAAGUCAACGAGGAGUCUCUAUCGCUGCUCAGCGAGUAUUGCAGCGAGUUCUUAAUACAUGCUGCAGAUGUUGAGGGUUUGUGCCAGGGCAUAGACGAAGAACUAGUACAAAAGCUGGGUCAGUGGGUUCGGAUACCUACAACAUAUGCAGGGGGCGCGAAAGGCGAGUUUUGCGGCUUCACAGUAACGCAGACACUCAACAACGCUUCAGACAUCAGCGAUAUGGAUCUUGUAGAUAAACUCUCCGAGGGACGUGUGGAUUUGACCUUCGGCAGUGCGCUCGACAUCUUUGGGGGCACAUUGGUCAAAUUUGAGGAGCUGGUACGAAGGAACUUCCGAGCACAACGCGCUCCUCAAGAUAUCGACAAAAUGCCCGGAAAAGUCAAGGCCUACGAACUCCAGUCAAAGUCCAAGAACGACUUGACCAAACAACUUACGGAGUUGAAGAAUGAGCUCUUGACGCUGCGGGUGCAGAAGAUUGCUGGCGGGUCAGCAUCGAAGUUGACGAAGAUCAACACCGUCCGCAAGUCCAUCGCUCGGGUUCUGACUGUCAUCAACCACAAGUCACGGCAGAACCUGCGAGAGUACUACAAGGACAAGAAGUUCUUGCCUCUCGACCUCCGCCCAAAGAAGACCCGUGCUAUCAGACGGAGAUUGACCAAGCACGAGGAGUCGCUCAAGACCUUGAAGCAAAAGAAGAAGGACCAAAACUUCCCCAUCCGUAAAUAUGCUGUCAAGGCUGCAUAA
Molecule: messenger RNA, 1221 nt
Organism: Pleurotus ostreatus (oyster mushroom)
Lineage: Eukaryota; Fungi; Basidiomycota; Agaricomycetes; Agaricales; Pleurotaceae
Gene: HIS6
Product: Enzyme that catalyzes the fourth step in the histidine pathway
Exons: 14
Coding region: 1-1221 (406 amino acids)
Biological process (GO): translation; L-tryptophan biosynthetic process; L-histidine biosynthetic process
Cellular component (GO): ribosome; cytoplasm
Molecular function (GO): structural constituent of ribosome; 1-(5-phosphoribosyl)-5-[(5-phosphoribosylamino)methylideneamino]imidazole-4-carboxamide isomerase activity
Source: RefSeq, a predicted model, not a curated record